UGCCGACGAAAAGGCUGCCCAAUCGAUGCGCAGCAUGCACGGUCGCAUCGAUUAAACAUCGCUCCCGUUGCGACGAUGGACGCCGUCCAGCUCUACCGGGCAGGCAAGUACGCAGAGGCUGCGGCCGCAUGGAGCGAACUCGCACAGACUGCAGACGACGCCGCGAGCCACCUGACGAAUGCCGCAACCUGCAAGAUGGAACUCGGUCUAUACCGAGGCGCUUUGAAGCAGGCCGAAAGCGCCGUCGCGCGCGCGCCGCACCACCUCCGCGCGCACGUCGUCAAGGGCCGCGCGCUCGCCGCUCUGAAGAAGCCCGCGAAAGCCCAGAAUGCAUGGAGGGCCGGCGUCGACGCCGCGACGGCCGGCUCCGACGUCGUCGUGUUGCGGGAGCUCGAGCAGUUACUGACCGACGAUGCACCGCCGCCACCGAAGCCGUCGGUCGCGCGGGGCCCGCGCAGCCCGCAGGCCGACCUGGCCAUGGUCGUCGCCGCGGCGCCCGUCCGCGAAACCAGCAAGGAGGCCGAGCGCUGGGUUGAUAAGGGCGUGCCUCAAGACGUACUGGCGCAAGCGCGCGGCGCCGUCGAGCACCGUACCGGUCAAGAUGAUGUCGACGACGCCAUCGCGACGGGCUAUCUACUGGUGAACACGAAUCGACUGGACCAGGCCAUCGCCGCCUUCGACGACCUUCUAUCGAAGCACCCGCGGCUCGUCGCCGCUCGGUUAGGAAGGGGGUCGGCGCGUGCGCUGCAGGACGACUUACAAGGGGCGCUCGAGGACUUUGACGUGGCCGUGGAAGUAGCACCGCACGUCACGGACUGCUUGAAGCGGAGAGGACAAUCAUUGGCGGCCCUCGGGAGGUUAGACGACGCGCUGCGAGACUUGAACGCGGCCGUAACCCUAGAAGAGAAAAGUUCUUCGAGUGAGUUCGACGCGGACCUCUACCACCAGCGCGGCGCCGUGCAACACCGGCUCCAGGACUACAGGACCGCGGCGCGGGACUUCGCUCUAGCUCUCGAAAAGGAUGAAGAGGGAUCGCAGCGGCCUCGGCAAGAAGCAGCGAGAACCUGGAACAUGUUAGGAUUGUGCGAGGCGCAGCUCGGGCUCGUCGCCCACGAGUCCUUCGUGAAGAGCCUCGAGCUAGAUGCGACAUCUCGAGAAACGUGGCUCAACCUUGGGCAAGCUGCAAGGGACCGCGGCGACGCGGACGCGGCGAAACGGGCCUUUAUGAGAUGCAUCGCGACGGACCCGGCGUUCUGUCGCGGGCACCACGCCCUCGGUUUGCUCAUGUACGGGACUGGCGAUUUCCUGAAGGCGACGGCAUCCUUCAAAAGGUGCGUGGCGCUUGCACAGAAGGAAGACGCCGACGCGGCCGUGGGAGCCCUGUACUACGCCGGGCUCUGCUGGAGCGCGCUCGGUGUGUUUGAGAAGGCCGAGGAGUACUUUGUGCGGGCGCUGGCGCGCGACCCCGGGCACGUCUGCUGGUACGCGCGGCAGCUGGGGCGCUUCUACGGCGCGGCGUUAGACAAUGCGACGGCCGACGCGGAGAAGGACAUCCUCGGCGUGUUCAAGGAGGGCCACUGCAAGCGCCACGCCAUCGCGCUCGUCGCGUCCGCGGCGCCGCGAAAGGGCAAGUGCCGUCCGUCCGUGGCCGCGAAAGACGUCAAGGCCGCGACCAGGAAGUGGGUCAACGCGGCCGCACCGUACGAGGGCCUCGUCCAAUUAGAGAACUGCCCCGGCUUCCUUCCCAAUACAAGGCACCACCGCAUGUUCGGUUUCAUGGUGUUACACGCGGCAUACGUCGCGCGGCGCGCGUUUGCUGGAAACGCCGUGAACUGGCGCGAAGUCUAUGAGGUUGUGGUGCGGUGGCGCCGCGAGGCGGAGCCGGGCGACGCCGUCUGGUGGAUCGACGGGCUCCCCGAGAAGGCCUUUGCCGAGGGUUUUGGAUUGCAUACGCCGAUGCAGAGCGGUCAGCUAAAGGUCGUGCGGUACGCCAAGUACAUUCCCGAUGCGUUGGAGGUCGUCAAGGAGACGCUGCGACGGAACGUGCCUCCUGGCGAAGAUGAUUUCGUGGAGCGGAUCAAUGAAGCUAUAACACUAGCCGAGGUCCACGAGCUAUGCGGCAAGCGCGACUUCUGGUGCACGGCGCCCUGCGCUUCCGAAAAAACGGGCGAAGAUUUAGGAGGUACACGUAUUACGUUGCAAGCUACGAAACAUGGGGGCUUCGACUUUUCGAUCCGGACGCCCGGCACGCCGAAACGAUGGAAGCUCUAUGAUCGCGAACUGCAGUACCACUGGGAGAAGUUAAUCGAAGAAGUCCACGACAAAGAUAGAGUAAGGGAGCGGGCCGCGAUGAUGUUCUACUACUGGUGCGCCUUCGGGCCCCUGUCUCGCGGCUCGGCCUGCUGCGGCUACGCCGUGCUCUUCGGCAUCUUGCUGGCGGCUGACUGCGGAGUGCCCUCUUCACUCCCUUCGGAACGCCAAAUCGACUGGGAGGCCAUCCUCGCGCCGGAUGCAUCGACCUUCGUCGCCGGCGUCCGGCCGUGGCUCGCGGAUUCGGUGGAGGCGGCGCUGCCCGACCUCCCGCCGCCGGACGAGGCUUUUUCUACGCUCCGGGACCGGUUGGGGGCGCUGCUGUAA
Pelagomonas calceolata is the source of this 2637-nucleotide messenger RNA. The record is from the annotation of a GenBank genome assembly. NCBI's taxonomy places the organism in Eukaryota, Pelagophyceae, Pelagomonadales, Pelagomonadaceae.